Molecule: messenger RNA, 844 nt
Organism: Lotus japonicus
Lineage: Eukaryota; Viridiplantae; Streptophyta; Magnoliopsida; Fabales; Fabaceae
Exons: 2
Coding region: 105-665 (186 amino acids)
Source: RefSeq, a predicted model, not a curated record
CCUUUUUCCUUCAAAUUCUAACCCUAGUUUGUUGGUCCGUGCAGGUUCGCGCACGGAAAGGUUAGAUCGAACGUACUCGAUCUCGCGUGGAAAGCGUAGCCAAGAUGGUGAUCCGGAAGGAGCUAGUGGAUCAGGACUGGGAGAUUUAUCUCCAUAGUUUUGAUGAGGACACGGCCUGGGGUGUCGACUACCGCCAGGAGAAGAACGUGUACGUCGGCGGCGCGACCAUCUUCAAAAGAGACCAAGCUGGGCAGAUUGUUGAGACUCAGCCUAUCAGAGGGAAGAUUCGGUUUCCUCACGCACCCUUCCGUUUUGGACUCCCCUUAGGGAUGGAUUUUCUCAGCGGUUCGGAGUCGGACCCUAGUGAGGGGCCAGGCUACGAGUCAGGCGAGGGGAGCGAGCCUUCAGUGACUUCCGAGUACCGGAAUCCGACAGAGGGACUUUUGGUGCCGAAGGAGGAGCCGGUGAGCCCCAUUGCACCACCCGAGCAAGAGCUGAAUCAGGGACUCAUGGAUCCCGUACCAUUAGGGUUUGGGUGGAGCUUGGAGGCAUUGAGGCAGUGGAACCUGGACAUGAAAGUUGAGCUUCCGAAGCCAGGAGAGGAGACGCCGGAGCCUUCCAACAUGUGGGCCAGAGAAGAUGCAGACUGCAACGAGUGGCCUUGAUUGGGUUGAGAGCGCUGUUUUAUUUUUGGAGCUUUUAUUUUACUUUGAAGUACUUGUAGUUGAUUUUCAAAUGUAAACAAUUUUGUCAGAUUACUAGGGUGGUUUUGUUUACACACAUGGGUGUGGCCACCGUACAUUAUUUCAGUUAUUGGAUUUAUAUCAAUCGUUCGUUUUCCUUA